GGUGGGGUGGGUCCUGGGCAAGGCCAGGAGCAGGGCUCUGAGCGUGGCCUCGGUCCUGGGCGUGGCCGAGCUCAGGAUGUUCUGGAGGAGAGAGGUGCUCGGCCUCCGUGGCCCUGGCUGAGCCCAGGAGCCAAGGACCUUCACAAAGUAGCUUGGGGCCACCGAGCCAGAAGGAAGCCGGCCCGGGCGGGGGGACCCCAGCCGCUGCCCUGCAGCCAGCAGAGUCCACAGGAGAGGGGCUCCCUGGUCCCGAUCGACGACAUCGCCGACGGUGCCGUGAAGCCCCCACCCAACAAGUACCCCAUCUUCUUCUUUGGUACUCACGAGACAGCCUUUCUGGGACACAAAGACCUGUUCCCUUACGACAAAUACAAAGAUAAAUACGGGAAGCCCAACAAGAGGAAAGGGUUCAAUGAGGGACUGUGGGAGAUCCAGAACAACCCGCAUGCCAGCUACAGCGCCCCUCCGGUGAGUGCCCAGGCCAGGUGGGGCUGCGUCCGGUGCAGGCUGCAGGUGGCCUCCGGCUUGUCUCGUGGGAACCGAAGAGGGCGGCUCCGCGGGGCAACGUGGGGUGCGUGGCCGGCCACCCCCUUCGGCUCACUUCUGCCCACUCAGGACUUCACCCCCGAGAAGAAAGCCGUGGUCCGAGCGCCACGGCGGGGCCCCCUGGGAGGCCGGAAGAAGAAAGUGGAGCAGAAGGUGCCCUCGGCCUCUGACUCGGACUCCAAAGCAGAGUCGGAAGGCGCCAAGGCCGACCCCGUGGCCGUGGUCAGGUCGGCGUCCUCGGCCUCCUCCUCCUCCUCCUCCUCCGACUCGGACGUGUCUGUGAAGAAGCCUCCGCGGGGCCGGAAGCCAGCCGAGAAGCCUCCCCCCAAGCCCCGAGGGCGGAAACCAAAGCCCGAACGCCCGCCCUCUGCGUCUAGUAGUGACAGGUGGGUGUCGGCUGGUCCCCCGGCUGGGCGUGCUCGGGCUACGGGUGGCAAGGGAGCUGUGCACCGCCCCCUGUGGUCCCCACGGAGAGGCCGUGCUGUGCUGCGCUCUCCCUCGGCACUAGCCCAGGCUGAGUCGGGGACACAAUGCUCCUGGGACCCAGGCCAGGCGAAGAAAUCAGCCAAGAAGCCGCAGCCGCAGAGCACGGAGCCCGUGAGGAAGCCCAGCCAGAAGGAGAAGAAGGGGCGGCCCGAGGAGAAGCCCCGAGCGAGGCCCGGGAAGGUGGAGCGGACCCGGAAGCGGUCCGAAGGGUUCCUGCCGGACAGGAAGGUGGAGAAGAAGAAAGAACCGUCCGUGGAGGAGAAGCUGCAGAAGCUGCACAGCGAGAUCAAGUUCGCCCUGAAGGUCGACAACCCGGACGUGAAGAGGUGUCUGAGCGCCCUGGAGGAGCUGGGCACCCUGCAGGUGACCUCCCAGAUCCUCCAGAGGAACACGGACGUGGUGGCCACACUGAAGAAGAUCCGCAGGUACAAGGCCAACAAAGACGUGAUGGAGAAGGCGGCGGAGGUCUACGCCCGGCUCAAGUCGCGGGUCCUGGGCCCCAAGGUGGAGGCCGUCCAGAGGGCCGGCAAGGCGGCGGCCGAGAAGGACAAGGCCGAGGAGAAGCUGGCGGGCGAGGGCACGCCCAGGGAGAAGGCGGAGGAUGGGCCGAGUGCCGACCUGUCCACCCCUGUGAAUGGCGAUGCCACGUCCCAGAAAGGAGAGAGCGUGGACGACAAGGAGCACGAGGAAGGGCCGGACUCAGAGGAGGGGCCCCGGUGCGGCUCCUCCGAAGACCUGCACGACGCCAGCCCCCAGGAGGGCCCCGACCUGGACAGGCCUGGCAACGACCGGCAGGAGCGCGAGAGGGCACGGAUGAACUCCGAGUCCCCGGACGACGAGAGCUGAGCCAGCCGGCCCGAGCCCAGGCGCCCCGGGUGGCAGAGCCCCGGGCCGCCGCCCUCCCCGGCCUCCCGGGAGAGCAGAGGACUUUCGGGGAGGCCCGUGCGUGUUUGUAUCGUCCCUUCAGGUUUUUUCUGCCUAACUUCUGUGAUUUCCAGCCGACAUGAAAUGACUAUAAAGGGUUUUUUAAUGAAAA
Molecule: messenger RNA, 2068 nt
Organism: Tupaia belangeri chinensis (Chinese tree shrew)
Lineage: Eukaryota; Metazoa; Chordata; Mammalia; Scandentia; Tupaiidae
Gene: HDGFL2
Product: HDGF like 2
Exons: 14
Molecular function (GO): histone H3K9me2/3 reader activity; DNA binding; histone H3K27me3 reader activity
Source: RefSeq, a predicted model, not a curated record